Acanthoscelides obtectus is the source of this 318-nucleotide messenger RNA. The record is from the annotation of a GenBank genome assembly. NCBI's taxonomy places the organism in Eukaryota, Metazoa, Arthropoda, Insecta, Coleoptera, Chrysomelidae.
AUGCUUACAUUAUAUUAUGUCAAUCUGACAACAAACAUCAACGCAUGUCAAACUACACAUCACCCAACUGAUGCCACUGCUGAUCAUGUGAAUAGUCACCUAGGGGCAAUGGCGAGGCUGAUUUUGGACCUGGGAUGUCUGAUGACCGGCAUCGUGGCUGGAGUCCUGACAGGCAGGUACAGCAAGCUCGUAUUAAGCCAAUUCCUCACCGCUGAUGAUUUCGAACGCAUUGAUUGGCAGAAGGAAUGCGAAGAAGACGAAUGCGACUGCGGAAGCGAAGAGGAAUGCCAGUGCACACCGGACGACAGUGACUUCUAA